CUUGUCAUAUCUACGUAAUCUUGAAAAGAACCUUGAAACGGGCCUAAGGCCUGAGACGCCAGCGGCCUAUAUGGAGAAAGUUUGGGUGCCGACUCCAGAUUGUAUAGUAAAAUAGAGGAUGGCAAACCCUAGGCGAAAUUUGUACUCAAUCAACAACCAAAACUUGGAGAACCCAUUUCAGUUUCAGACCCAAAGCUUGUCUUCACUGUCAUCUGUGAAACACUUGCUGAAAAAGCCCCAGGCAUUUCCCUUUCUACUAUUGUUGCUCCUGUUGCUGACAUGGGUCUCUCUAAGAUUGCAGUAUUCUUCUCCUUCUAAGCCUGAGCAAUGGGACAAAGAUGAUGAUGAUGGCGACGACUUUAAGGCCAAUCUUUUCCGAUUCAAGGCUGGGCUACCUUCAGCUAUUGUCAAGGACAAACGUGGCUGGCUGCUCAAUCCUGUCUCUAUUGCGCUUCAGAAUGGCGUCAAAGGUGGCGCAAUGUCUUGUGUUCAGGUACACAUAGGUGAAAUUCGACCUGGUGGAGUGAGAGGAAAUCACAGACACUAUGCUUGUAAUGAAACAUUUGUCAUUUGGGGAGCUAAGACAAAGUUCAGGGUGUGGAAACAGUGAUUUCUUGGUGCAAAUUCCAGCCUUGUUUGAUUUAACUCCUUCUAGAACACUGUGAAGAUGGUGGAAGACCAACUAGUAUUGAUACAAAGCUAAUCCCAUUUCUUGUUGAAAAAACAAUUAAAAGUAUUAUCUAUUGUUGUCUAUCUACUGUUACAUAAAUUUUCUAAUGCUUUGAUUAAUUCAAGCCCCUUUUUUAGUCUAGGAAGAACUUGAAACUAGGUAAUGAUACAAUGUACUUGUAAUGGAAGUGUGAUCUUGUUGAAAACUGGAAAGUUAAUCAUAACUUCUUCUUUUUUAUAUAUUCCCCAAAUGGUGAGGAAAUGCAAGUGAUGCAGAAUAAUCAAGGAGAAGAGGUGAUAACACAUCAUUGCUUGGUUAGAUAAAUUUCAUCCUUUUUUGAAGCCAAGGUUUAAAGUGUUUUGUCAGCAAAAACGUCCUUUUGGUCUGAGUGAGGAUGCCUCCAUAGCUAAAUAAACAAGAAAGUAAAUUUUGGUGUUCAGGGGGUAUUUUGGUAAUUUCAUUUUAUUGAUUUCGGUUUAGUGGUCCAAUGGGACUUAUUUUGGGUUUAGCAUUUCCUUGUAUUGCUCGAAUUGGCGAUUGAGUUUUAAUAAUGAAAUAAGUUGUUGAUAGUUCUUGGAGGCUUUGUGAUUAGUAAUUGAGUUUUCUUCCUCAUGCUUCUUAUGGUACUGCAAGAUACUGUUCUCAGCUUUGAGAAAAUGGCCAUAACCUGCCCUAUUAUUUCUAUCCCUCCCAGAAGAUUCCUGCAACCUUUUCUUGACAUCCUGCCCUUGUUUGAGGUGAAAUCUCAAUGGAUUCAAACCUUAAUUGAUUCCCUACUUUUCAGCACUUAGCCCUCCAUAAAUCCUAAGUAGGUAUAUUUCCCCAAAUCUGUCUAAUAUCAAAGAGCAAAGAAGUAGUGGAAAUAUAGGGAAGAGGUGGUUGGGGGCUGGGGAGGGGAGAGUCAGAGAGAAAUGAGUGGAAAGAACAAGUAGAGAAAUAUCCAAUUUCAACAACUCAAAUCUCAAUAAUUUAUUUCCUAAAGUUGCUCUGAAAUUGAAAAUAAUAUUAGUAUUUCUAACACUAGUGCUUUAUGAACUAAAGGCUGGUAGAGUGAUGAGAUUAGUAGGUCAUUAGAUUGAAAACGAUGGUGGCUGUGAGAAUGACAAUAGUGCGAAGAGAUUGGGAGUUGUAGUUGUGAGAUUGAAACUAGCCGUGAGUUAAUGUUUGUUUGGUAAAACCAUUGGUGGUAGUAUGAUGAAAAGAGAAACAUGACUGUUAAGAGCAUUAAGUAAAUAUUGGAUGUAUUUAUAAUUCUACAAAUAUUGGUGAGGCAGCCAAUCUUUCUCUUUCAUGUCUUUCUUUAAUCUCAAACUAGCAUUUUGUUCUUUGCUUCCUUCAUUAUAUUAAGAUCAAGGUAUAAGAUAAAGAAAUUCAAGAUCUGUUAUUAGGAGUGGUGAUAUGAAGUCUGGCAUGGUUAAAGUUAAUUUUUCAAGUUUUCUCUUUCUUAUUUCCAUUUGAUUCAACCAGACGGUUCAAAUUCAGUAUUUUAUGAUUUUCCCAGUUUUUGAUAGGUUGAGAAUAUUACUAGACUUUGUGUUGUCAAUGGUUUUCAUGAAGCCAAUUCUAUUUGCUGAGUCACUUGCUAAACGAAGGGUUUAUAUAGUAAGAAAGUGUUUGAUGCACAAGAUUAUAAUAGAAUAGGAUAAGAUGAUAUUAUGAAUAGGAUUAGAUUAAAUAAUGUCAUCUUAUCUUGUGUUUGAUGAGUGCAAGGAUUAGGAUAGAAUAGUUUAUUUAUUGGUCACAAUUAUCCUUCCUCCAAGUUUAUACAAUAUAAAUUAUCGAUGUGAUUUUUAAGGGUAUAAUAAUACAUGUAAGUUUAAUCUUAUAGAUUAAAAAUAAUCUUCUUCACUUUGGAAGGAUUGAAUCAUCUUACGCCAAAAGGAUGAUUAAUCUUCCUUGCAAUCCUAUCUUUUUUAGAUGCAAACUAAAUGAUUAUCAUCCUAUCCUAUCCAUCAUUUUAUGUACCAAAUAUGACCUAAAAGAAUUAGUUGCCUGGAUUUUUUAAUUCACUCAAUUUCCAGUCUCAAGAUCAAACUUAAUAACUUAUGUGGUUUGUCCCUUUGUUUCAGUUUUCACUUCGGGUUUGUUUCAUGCAAUCAUGCUCUCAUUUUGCUUUCUGUUGUUCUAUGGUCAAUCAUUCUUUAGCUUGACGCUUUCUCAAUAUACCUAAUGUCCUGUUUUUGUUGAUAUAUUAUUUUCUCUCUAUAAUAAAAUUUCUUUAACUUUUCAAAAGGAAAAAGAUGAUAUUAUGUGAUAGUUGCAUAGAAUCCAAGUAUAUGAAAAAUGUCUUAGAUAUAGUUAU
Molecule: messenger RNA, 2972 nt
Organism: Durio zibethinus
Lineage: Eukaryota; Viridiplantae; Streptophyta; Magnoliopsida; Malvales; Malvaceae
Source: RefSeq, a predicted model, not a curated record